Lineus longissimus is the source of this 3490-nucleotide messenger RNA. RefSeq names its product purine nucleoside phosphorylase-like. Gene Ontology annotation, molecular function: purine-nucleoside phosphorylase activity. Gene Ontology annotation, cellular component: cytoplasm. Lineage: Eukaryota; Metazoa; Nemertea; Pilidiophora; Heteronemertea; Lineidae. Gene Ontology annotation, biological process: nucleoside metabolic process. The transcript is spliced from 6 exons. The record is from RefSeq and is a predicted model, not a curated record. The coding region runs from base 98 to 1021 and encodes 307 amino acids.
UUCAUUGGCAAGUUACCAGAAAAUCCGAAGUGGACUGUUGACAACUUGGCAACUAAACUCAGUGUUUAUACUAUCUUAUUUACUGUCAAGAUCAACAAUGAGUGCUUCUAGCGAACCUUCGGAUUCUGGACAUCAGACCCAAGCUGCUCCAAGACAUGAGAAACUACGGAGUGAAGUGUAUUCCUAUGAAGAAAUUCAGAUAAUUGUUAACUUUUUAUUUGAGAGAACAGAACAACGCCCGACAUUCGGUAUAAUAUGUGGCUCAGGACUUGGUGGACUUGCUGAUAUGAUCACAGAGCGAGAAAUGUUUCCUUACAACAAAAUCCCUGGAUUCCCAGUCAGCACAGUCCCUGGUCAUGCUGGACGGCUGGUGUUCGGGAAACUGAAGGGAAAGACUGUGGUGUGCAUGCAAGGACGCUUUCACCCGUAUGAGGGUUAUCCUAUGAUUAAGUGUGCAAUGCCCGUGCGCGUGAUGUCACUGAUGGGAGUGAAAUGGCUGGUCGUAACGAAUGCCGCCGGUGGCCUCCACCCUGAUUAUAAUGUUGGCGACAUCAUGGUCAUCAAGGACCACAUCAACUUUCCGGGGCUUGCUGGCAACAGUCCUUUAAUUGGACAUAAUGAUGAGAGAUUUGGCCUCCGUUUCCCAUCGAUGUCUGACGCGUAUGACAGAGACGCUCGUCGGAUAGCACUUGACAUAGGAAAGAAAUUAGGCUAUAGUGACUUCAUGCGAGAGGGUGUCUACUCAAUGCAGGCUGGACCUUGUUUUGAGACUAUAGCAGAAUGUAAAUUCCUCCGGACAAUUGGAGCAGACGUCACAGGUAUGAGUACAGUACAUGAAGUGAUGGUUGCAAGACAUUGCGGCAUUAAGGUAGUGGGCAUGUCGCUGGUUACUAACAAAUGCGUUAUGGACUAUGAUAAUGAAAACCAUCCAAAUCACGAAGAGGUUUUAGAAACGGGACGUAAACGUGGAGAAUGUAUGCAACGGCUCACUGCGGCAAUCGUGGAAAAGUUGAGCUGCUGAUUAAAUCUGGAGGCAAAUGGAUACUCAAUUGGGGGAACAACUGUGUGUAUAAGGCGUCUGCUCACCUUGAAGCUGACUAAGGAAGUUAAGACAACAGGAACCUAUAUGCAUGGAGCGAGGAUGGUCUUCCGUGUUUAGAAUGCAAAUAGAUACUUCAUCUGAUACUUCCGCUUGUUGUAAAAUCAUGUGAUGUCAGAAAAAAAGUAUUGUUCAUGUUGUGAAAUAAGCAGUUCUGACCACGCGGUUGCUGAAUGUCGUCGUCUAUCAUUUGAAUAAAACUGCCUAUUGUUAUAUCAGAUUAAUUAAACGAUAUCUCUUUUCUUGCUUAUUGCUAAAAACUUGAGACCAUUGAUCACAGCGCUAUGCAUGGCUUGCAGCCAGAUCUAUUAUGGGUUGAUUGUUCAAAACACAUAUGAUAUUGGCGUUGACUGGGUUCACAUACACAUUAUCUGUUAGUGGGGGACAUGGAUUGAUUUGCUUUAAACGGUCAUGACCCUCACAGAUCUUUCUGCUGCUAUUAGGGCAGAUAGUAAGACACCAUCAGUCACUUCAUUUGGUAGACUCAAUUCUUAAAUGAUACCAGUUUAGGGUCAACAUUGGCAGAAUUUACAGUCGAUACUUUUGCCCUCUACUUACUGUGAUCAGAACUGUAGGAUCAUUGAUAUCUGUCAUGUGUUUAUUGAAUGGUUUUAGACCUAACUGGUGUUAGGGAUGUUUGGUGAGUAUUGUUACUUGGGCAGGCCCAAACUUAGAAAUUGACAGAGCUGGUUAUGGGUCCACUGACUGUCUGAUGACCUUCUGUCAAGGUCCUUUCAAUGUCUUUGCAUGGUGUUCAUGCCUUACACAGCUGUGACCGUGUUAACUUCAUGUAUCAGGCAUCUUCAGGCUGGGAUUCAUUGUUUAAAUCAUUAUAACGUGUAGAAUGUAUCUGGUGAUAGGGUAUACGGUUGGUAGCACCCCCGCAUAGACUAACGUAUGGAGAACACUACAUGAGUACAACCUCUCUAUUGUGGACACCCAUGGGACUGGGCGUUGGUGUCAUGUGUAUGAACACGGGGGGUCGUGAAGCCUGCAUAUUACAUAUUCCAUUUAAUUGUAAAUAUUAACUAUUUCAAAUAAUAUGAUUCCAUUUAUAUGCAAACUUGAAAUUACUAUAUUGUAAUACCUUGUGGCAUGACUAGUGGAACAUAUUAAUUCGACAACAUUGAUAUAUGCAGGUUGUGUUCAUAUGCUACACACUACAUAGACAGCGUACAUCCUUAAUGAGUUGUAUAAAAGUAUUUGAUUGAGCUACUACACAUCGUCUGCAAUUCGUAGUAGAGAGAUGUCCGCCCUACAGAGGUUUUGGUUGAAGCAAAUGACUUUGAAAAAAUCGGGACUGAACGAACAUGUCCGUACUGUGGAGGUGUCCGCCUGGCAGAGGUGUCCGCAAGGGGUGGUUCUACUGUCCUUACGUAUUGCCCAGACGCAUGAAACUGCAAACUGGCCCAUUUCAGCUCUUCCCCAGUCCAAAUCACAAACAGUUGUUCCUGGCUUGAAAAUUCAAACUAAGCAAUUUUAAUCGAGGACCCCAAUGAAUUAGAGGAAAUAGAUAGAAGCUUCGUAUUCAAUAGAAUACUGUAUUCGUCUUUCAUCCCAGUAAGUGAUUGCAAUGCUGUGUAUAUAAAUGUUGUACAGUAUAUGAAUAGUUGUAUAAGAAUAGGGAUACAUAAAGAGGACCAUAGUUGUAUGAAGUCAAUGUCUGACCAGUAUUCUUCCUACUGGUUGUGUAAAACAUCUUAUUUGUUUAGUGAAAAGUUAUUGCUUCAGUUGAUUCUCUUGAAGUUGUAGAUUUGUACAGUGUUGGGUAGUGAUAAAAUCUUGAUCUCUAUUAUCAAGUAUUCAUGAAGACUAGACUUUUUUUUCCUUGCUAUUAUCAAUCAAUAUUACACAUCAAGAGAGGUAUUGAGUCCUCAAAUUUAUGUGCUAUAGGCAGGAGCCAGGUAGGCCAGAUUAAGUUACACAAAGCUGCUGUUGGGGGGGGGGGGGUCUCUCCUCUCUCACAGUAUAUCGAAACUACUCACGUUUGACUAUGUAUGAUGAUCAGUAUACUUAUUGUAUCAAGCAAACCAUACUGAAGACUUCCAAUUUGACCCCCCUCCCCCCAGCUUCUAGCCUUGGUCCUCAUUCAACACUAUUGUAUAAGGAGAAUAAGGAAGUUAGAAUGGCAAAGAGUUCUAGAUUUGUCUGUUUUGUAUAAAGGAAUGUACAUGUAGUUAUAAAAAUGAAAUCAUGUAGACGACCAACACUUCUGCCCCAAGCUCUUAGGGCUUGCCAAGCGUAGGCCACUUGCAUUAUUUGGUCAGCAUUUUUUCAUUGUAUGAAUGUGCUAGCUUUUGGUAUAAGACCACAACAUCAUGUUAUUUUCACCUACAUUUUAUUAUUGUGCUGUUUGUUAUAAUGUUGAAUAAUACUACUUAUACUACAUAA